Messenger RNA from Babesia sp. Xinjiang, 4008 nucleotides. RefSeq names its product Structural maintenance of chromosomes protein 5. The record is from RefSeq and is a predicted model, not a curated record. The transcript has a single exon. Lineage: Eukaryota; Apicomplexa; Aconoidasida; Piroplasmida; Babesiidae. Bases 1 to 4008 code for a protein of 1335 amino acids. Gene Ontology annotation, cellular component: Smc5-Smc6 complex. Gene Ontology annotation, molecular function: ATP binding; ATP hydrolysis activity. Gene Ontology annotation, biological process: double-strand break repair via homologous recombination.
AUGGUCCAUUCUGGGGAGAAGCGGUUUAGGGAGGGAGCUAUAGACUCCAUAACAAUGGAGAAUUGGAUGGCAUAUACUGGUCCUGUACGUCUGAAAGCGCUUCCGGGAGUGAACAUAAUAGCUGCUGCUAACGGUUGUGGUAAGAGUGCGAUCGUUUGUGCCAUAGCUAUUGGUCUUGGAUUUGAUCCCAGUGUUUUAUCUCGGGGUGAUAACAUCCGUGCUUUUAUAAAGCGUGGCUGUAAGAAAUCGAAACUUCAAAUAGGGCUUAUAGAUCGUACUUCACCUAACGGAGUAACAUUGAUAACCCGUAAUAUGACUAUAGUUGCGUCGUCCAGUUCUUCUAAAUCCACCGACCGUGAUGCGGGGUUAGAUGAUGUCGAUGAGGAGUUGGAGGAAGAGGCGUUACCUGGGCUUGACUACGAUGACCUUUUUGAGGAACCUGCUGAGAAUGCCAAGCGAAAAAACGAGGAUGAUGAUGAGGAUUACGAUGUGAAGAAGCCCCAAAGGAACGGUCGUCAGAAAUCUAAGAAGCGUAAGGCCGCUAAGGACAAGGCUGUUUCUGUCCCCAGUGUACCGGUUACCUCUCCAACGCCUCCAAAACAGUCAGCCUGGGUACGUACUGAAUGGUUGAUUAACGGUCGUUCUGCUACAUUGGAGAUGGUGAAGCAGUUACAGAAGCGUCUUAACAUUCAGGUCAACAACUUGUUAACCUUUUUAGCUCAGGCUAACGUGGGUAAAUUUGCAUCUCUUUCCCCUCAGAAUUUAUUGAGGUCAACUUUGAACGCCAUAGAGCCAUCUUUAUGUGAUGAUUUGGAGUCCAUCAUCGAUAUGUCCAAGGAUGUGAAGUUGCAGCGUUCUACUAUGCAGAUGUUGAUCGACGAUCUUAACGCGACUACAAUGAAGAUAACUCAGCUUAAGGUGAUAAACGAGACUUUGAGUCAGUUAAAGGAUGCGACAUUGUAUGCUAACCUUGUAAAGCAGAAGCUUUAUCGCAUCAAGUUGUCUAACUUGGAGAAGGGUUGCAAAGCCACAAAAACUAAGUUUACCUCUACAGGUACUCAUUACCAAAGAUUGAAAGAGGAUAAGUUGAUGAUGGAUCAUAAGCUGAAAAGUCUAACUUUGCAGCAUGACAAGUUGAUUCGUCAGGUGCGUGCUAAGAUCGUGAAGGCUAAGGGUCUUAAGAUUUUGGAGUCUGUAAAGCCUGUCAAGGGUGCUGACGUUGAGGUUGUACCUUUAUCAGACAACAACAUCAUCGACAAGGUAUUUUACAAAGCGCUUACUGAGUUGCGUACAUUUACUGCUAACAAGACUGCGAAAAGUGGUCUCGUUUCUUCUGGUGAGUCUAACCGUGGCGUUCUUGAAGAGCGUCUUGCUGCUGUUAACAAGCAAAUAGAGCUAUUAAAAAUGCAGAUAGCUGGUGAGCAUGAGUUAACGGGUGAGAUUGCGGAAUGUCGUAUGCAGGAGGAGGCUCUGAAGUCCAAGCUUCACGCUUUACAGAAGACUGCUAUCCGUAAAUAUGAUGACAUUCAGGUUGAGAACCUUCUUCAGAAGUUGAACUCUAUAAAGCGUGAUGGUUAUCGUCGGUUUAUACGUUGGCGUCGUGAGCGUCUUACUUUGCAGUUGUCGGAUUCUUCUGAAAGCCAGGAUAAAGAUCAAAGAUCUCAUCCAUCUGAAAACCGUGAUAGUAAUGAGUCUCAAGGUGACAGUGCGGUUUCAGCUCCGGUAAAAGAUCAACCUCAAAAAGUUUCCAUGGGUAAAAUGCCGAAACUUUUGGUUAGUGAUGUGAAGGUCUGUGGUCGUACCAACUGUUGUAUCAUUGAAGAGACAGCGAGUCGUUAUUUGGAUUGUUUACUUGUAACCCGUGAUUCUUCGAUUUCGCUUUCCGAGGUGCUAAGCAAGUUUAAGGUCCCAACAUUGACUGAGCCCGAAACCCCUCCUGUGCUUUGUAAAGUUACCGACCGUAUGCGUAGUUUCGGCGUGAAGCUAUUUUUGCAUGAGAUUGUAGAGUGUAGUGACCCUGCUACUAAAUCUGCUCUUGCUAGUGUAGCUCACUUAGGCACUUCAUUUGUUGUUGACGAGAAGGUAUUGCGUGGCCGGUUGGAGUGUGAGUUAUUGCAACUUUCAUCGCAGUCUAGCCAAGACAAUAGCUCAAGCCAAUCAGUUGAUUUGGAACCCCGUUGUGCCAUAUUGAGUGAUGAGGAUGUCAAGAAGAUACCAGACGUAGGUUCUAGUGUCACGUCCAAAAACGGGAGGUUUGCACCUAUUGGCUCUCCACUAGAUGACCUUGUGGUUGAACCCGAGCCUAAUGAGCUGAAGGUUACCAAAAAUGUUCGUAUCCGUGGUAAUCCUAGGGGUCAACCUCGUGAUACCGGUGUUGGUAGAUCAUCUAGAAGUUUGGUUGACCCUGAUCCUCACCAAUUGCGUUUACGUAAGGAGGAAGAGUAUUUCCGUACUUUUUACGAUUGUAUGAAAGAUGAGAUUGGUAAGCAGUUAUGUCAGCGUGUCCGUGUUUUACGUUAUUAUUUGGGUACUAGUCGUCAUAUAUAUCGUGAAUUUCGGGAUACUUCCGAGUUGUAUAGUGAUUAUUCUGUCGACAUUCCGAUAUCUCCGAGUAUUUUGCACGACGCGAGUAAUUCUGUGAAGGUUGACAACACCUCUCAAAUUUCCACUAUUCAGAAAGAGUUGGAUGACUUGUCUGAUAAGAUCAAGGUUCUUUCUGGUAUGUUAUAUGGUCGUAAACAGGAUAACAAGAUGGUUGCCGGUCGUCUUUAUGCGUUGAGUCGUGAGCAGCAUUCUUUAGAGAAGACUUUGCAGAACAUUGGUGUAUCUGUUGGUGUAGUGAGUGCUAAGAACAAGGAUCAGAUUGAGUUUGAGCAGAUGGAGCGUGGUCACAAAGAGCAGAUCCUUGACGCGUUAAGUCGUCGUACUGACACUAUAAUGUCUUGGAUUGACAAGGCUAAAUGGCGUCGUACUACUGUGAACGAUGCUCAAGAGUUGUAUAGUCGUUACAAGAAGGUUAACGACCGUAAGAUUCGUUUGUAUGAUAUCUGUAGUCGUACUACUUCGACUUUUGAAACUGUCGAAUCUGAGUAUAAGCGUUUAGAGGGUACCUUGUCUGAGCAGGAGUGUAAGCGCAAGAGUUACCAGCGUGAUAUUACGGAGUUGAAUAUUUUGAUAAAAGCGAUAAGUGGUGAGAUAGUGCGUUCUACAAGUGCUGAAGACAAGCCUGAAUCUGCUUGUGAACGUGAUGCGUUGAGGAUUCGUCAAGAGAAGUCUAUUAGGUUGGAUCAGAUGACCGAGGGUGACUUGGAGCGUGAGUUACAGCUUGCUGAGAUAGAGGUGAAAAGGUUAGAGCGUGACGAUUGUGAGGAGGCUCAGAACGCCAAGUUGAUGCGUGAUGCUAUAAUUCACGAGCAGAAGUUAUCUACUGAGCUUGCAGAGGCUGAAUCUACGAUUGUUGAGCUUGAUGAGAAGCGUGUGCAAUUAUAUGAUCGUUGGAUAGCUCGUGUUUCAUCGAUUAUAUCUCAUGUCGAUACGAAUUUUGGUCGUUAUAUGCGUGAAAUAGGUGAUGGUUCUGGAGGUCAGAUUCGUUUUGAUGCUCCUUUGGAUAACAUCAGUGAUGCUAAGGUGUUGGUUCUCGUUAAGUUCCACCGUGACCGUGAUUUGUUACCGUUAUGUGCGUCAUAUCAGUCUGGUGGUGAGCGUUGUGUGACAACCAUGGUUUACAUUUUGGCUGUUCAGCAUCUUACUACUAAUGCCUUUUUCGUUAUUGAUGAGAUAAACCAGGGUCUCGAUUCGAACUACGAGAAGCGUUUAAUGGCUUUGCUGUUGAAUAACCGUGUUUCUAGUGACAGCAACGACAAUUCGGUUGACCUGUGUCCACGUGAGAGUGCCCCUCCGCAGUACUUUGUGAUAACCCCUCAGUUACUGCGUGGUAUCGAUUUGAAACCUGCUACUAUGCACUUUCCUCUCAACGGUCCCGGCGUUUUGAACGGCAUGGUUCUUUAG